AUGUCUUCACGAGACAACUACACUUUCGAAAAUCAGUCGUCGAUCCCCGCCAACCUGGGCCCCAAACUCACGGCCUUUUUCAAGGCCUGGGACGAUGAACGGCCGGAAAAGGACGAGUACCUGAGGCUUUUCGCUCCCAAUGGGAAACUCAUCUUCGGCUCAACGCCAGCUACCGGGCAUGAUGCGAUUCGUGCAAUGAAGACAUCCAUGGUCCAUCCAGCUAAUGGCCCGGUUGUGAAACUUCAGCAUACACUUGGAAAAUGUUUUGCCGUUGCAGGCGGUAGCAACAGUGGCCGCCAGGAGAUCAUCGUCAAUGGAUCAGUCUGGUAUGAGCUGAAGAAUGGGCGAAGAGUUGAUGCAGACUUCGCCAGCUGGAUAGUUUUCGCGGACAACGGGGAAGGAGAGCUCCAAGCUGAGUACUACCAGGUGUAUACGGAUACGCUGGGAUUGACGACGGCCAUCCUGGAGAUGAGCAAGGCGCCGGCUUAA
Exophiala dermatitidis NIH/UT8656 is the source of this 489-nucleotide messenger RNA. RefSeq lists its product as uncharacterized. Bases 1 to 489 code for a protein of 162 amino acids. NCBI's taxonomy places the organism in Eukaryota, Fungi, Ascomycota, Eurotiomycetes, Chaetothyriales, Herpotrichiellaceae. The record is from RefSeq and is a predicted model, not a curated record. The transcript has a single exon.